GAAAUUCAGAGUGAAGUCUCCCAGUGGGUCACGCAUCCCUAUGCACAAUCCAUCCAAUAAUUCGUUCACAAUCACCCACCACCCGAUCCAAGAUUUUUUUUUUUUAUAUUUUCUUUUUGUAUUUUUUUUAUUUCAAUGUUAAAAAAAAUAAACAAGAGAGAGACGACUCUUCUCCAAGCAAAGGGCAGCAAAAUGGUGCAAACCAUGCGGUGGAGCGACCUGCCCCUGGAUCUCCUCGCCAACGUCUUCUGCUACCUCUCGCCGGACUCCUUGGCUAUAGCAAGCUCUGUUUGCCGUCAGUGGAACACAUGUGUCAAGGCUUAUACCUCCUACAACACCGUCCACUGCCGCUGCCCGCCCUGGUUCCUGGCCAUCUCCACGCGCCGCCCUUCCCUCUCUUGCUACGCCCACAAUCCCGUAGCCGACAAAUGGCACCACCUCCCUCUCCACCGCUCUGCUCCCGUCCCCGCCCUUGUUCGACCCAUUGCUUCGGUCGGAAUCGGAGGCCUAAUACUCUUCAGGCACACCGCCACCACCGUCCUCCGUUUAUCCCUCUGCAAUCCCUUCACUGCCCAAUUCCACCCCCUCCCGCCUCUCCACUUCAGCCGCACCAAUCCUGCCGUCGGAGCUACGGUUCCCUCCCACCCAAGCAGCCCCCUUUCCUUCAGGAUCUACGUCGCCGGCGGCAUGACCGUGGCCCCCAGUGGCGCCGCCGCCGCGUACCAUCCCACCGUGGAAAUGUACGAUUCGCGGUGCGACACGUGGAAGAUCAUGGGUUCAAUGCCGGCGGAGUUCGCGGUGAGGCUGACGGUUUGGACCCCCGGCGGAGGCGUGUAUUGUAACGGGGUCCUCUACUGGAUAACGUCGGCUCGGACCUACAGCGUGAUGGGGUUUGAGAUCGGCGGCGCAGCUUGGAGGGAGCUGAGGGUGCCGAUGGCUGACCGGCUGGAGUUCGCGGCACUGGUGCAGCGGAACGGAAAGUUGACACUUAUCGGCGGCGGCUGCGGCGGAAGCGGAGGCGGAGAUGCAUGGAUUUGGGAGCUUAGCGCCGGCGAAGAUUGUGGGUGGAGGGUAAUCGAGAAGCUACCGGAAGAAUUGGGUAAGAGAUUUUUGGGUGGAAAGCAUAGUUGGGAUGGGACCAAAUGUGUGGGGAGCGAUGGCGUAGUGUGGAUUUACAGGGAGCUCGGAUCAGGAAUGGUGGCGUGGAGGGAAGAUUCAGAUGGGUGGCAGUGGCUUUGGAUCGAAGGGUGUUGCUGUGAUCAACAACAACGGCAAGAAGAGGAAGAAGAAGAAGAGGCUCGGACUGAGAGCAAUAAUAUUAUUAUCCCCAUUCAAGGAUUGCUUCUUCACCCAAAUCUUUCCUCCGGCCGGCGUGAAGGAGCUGGGCGUAUUUCCGACCAGCGAUGCGAUGCGCAUGUAAAUGAUAACUAAAUAUGAUCUUUCUGUCAAUAAUUAAUCAGAUGAUAAAAAAAUAGCAAUCUAUUGGUUGUAUUUAGCUAUUAUAUAUUUCCCCUGUUUAUGUUUAUUUAUUGUGCUUUUAUUUUACAUUUUUAGUUAAGAAAAUUGGUCACAUUGUCAGCCACUUUAAUUUUGCACUUUAAGAAUGUAAUUAAACCUUUUGGUAA
Diospyros lotus (date-plum) is the source of this 1625-nucleotide messenger RNA. Its product is annotated as F-box/kelch-repeat protein At3g24760-like. The transcript has a single exon. The record is from RefSeq and is a predicted model, not a curated record. Gene Ontology annotation, molecular function: protein binding. The coding region runs from base 136 to 1431 and encodes 431 amino acids. Lineage: Eukaryota; Viridiplantae; Streptophyta; Magnoliopsida; Ericales; Ebenaceae.